Spirometra erinaceieuropaei is the source of this 6995-nucleotide messenger RNA. NCBI's taxonomy places the organism in Eukaryota, Metazoa, Platyhelminthes, Cestoda, Diphyllobothriidea, Diphyllobothriidae. The record is from the annotation of a GenBank genome assembly.
AUGCUUACUUUUCCAGGUAGUUUGCACUAAACAGGAUCAUUACGGUGCAUGCAGUCAAUGUAAAAGUUAUGUCAGAUAUCGCAUAAAACCGAACUACUUGUUUUACAAAUGCUCUGCCGUUUCAUAACGUACCUGUGAAUAACUCAGCUCUUCAAUGGGUCCCCGGUGUUUGCCCUCAGAUUCGUGGUAACUAAGCCAAGUUACCACUCUUGUUAAACAUCAGCAGAUUGAUUUUACCCAGCUUCCGAGAGAUUUUAAAAUUCAUCCCAGCGUCUGUAUGAGAAUUGAAGCUGUAUAAAACUAAUUGCAGAAUGUACACAUGUACAAAUAAGCAAUCAGUCGUUUGUUUAUGUUUCAUGGGAAGAGGAUCGCUAUCCUCCCAGGUCAGGCGCUUCCUGACACCCGUUUUAUCGGUUGCAGUUGGUGCAGUUGGUUCUCAACAGUUGUUUAUGCUUGAGAGCUCUAUUCGAAACUUUUAUGGUCUAAUUUUUAGCUGCAAGACCUUUUUAUGUGUUUUAUACAUAUUUGUCACCUUUUACAAAUGCUCCAUUCCGCGGGUUUGUAAUAAGACCUCAAUACUUAGAAUCUGUGGCUGAUGGUGUCACUCUAACAGAUGUGUUGCCGACUUAACUGCAUAUACGUGUUAAAUGCAUCUAUCAGUUACUUAUUUUUGCGUCGAGAUUUUGCAUGUUUUUUAUUUAUCCUGCUGCAUGUUACUUUUGCAGCUCAUCUUUUGAGCACUUCAGUAGCUUCCGUGACCAUUCAGGUGGCGGAAAUAGGGCGUUUGAGGGUAUUUCUUUGAUUUAAGAAUUUGAGACAUUGAUUAGGGUUACUCUAUUAUGCAGUUUUCAACUGGAGCCCGCACAGUACUGUAGACUUAAGCAUUCUCAGAAACAGAGGAUCUGAUUUAUAGUUUUCUUUGUCGUUUCUGCAGUAGCCGAUUGGCGAGUUUUUGGUCUGUGGCCAACCUGCAGGCAAUGAAUUUAUUUCACCCAGAUGCUUAAAACCGACAGAUAAGAAUUCGAAAGAGCCCCAUUGUUUUUGUCAUGCAUGUGCCUACUUCUAGACUUAACAAUAACAACAUCUCGGUCAGCAACCGCUCCCAAAAUUUCCUAUCAUCCAACUAUAGGAGUAUGCCAUUUCAUCUGCUCCCCUCUCCGUUCCAUUAGUUAAAAUUUGUUUGAUCAAUUAUGUGCAACCAUUUCCUCCUAGGUGUAUACAGACCGCGCAAGGAGGUCGAAGUACUGUCAAAAAGAACGGCGGAAAUGAUCCUCCCGAACACAGCUCUUUUACUACGUGCUUUAAUGGAUUUUACCGGCAAGGACGGCAAAAAGCGUGUGUAUGGUGAGGAGUGGCUGGUGAAGUCAGUCGGCGCUUACAUGGUAGGAGCUUAUGAGGAGCGUGUCAAGACUGUCGAAGCCUACCAUCUAGAUGAAAAAGUAAGUGCUACCAAUAAUCUUCUGCUUACAGCCGGCCUCCUCCUAAUGCCUCUACUUGGCUGGGAAUCCGUUAAACAAGUCACAAUUUUCUGUGUGGUGUCUCUUCAUUUAGCACGCCCUUCAUGUCAGAGCCAAGCGAACGCAUAUUGAUGACUUCGGGAAGCGCCGUAGACACGGUGAGGAGUGGCUAAUCACACACCUGGAUACUGAAAGCCAUAUCCCCAGUGUUAACGAGGAGGUAAUUCAGGUUGCCUCACCGGUUGUUCUCGCUUCCGGAAACUACUGCGUCCUGUGCGAUCCAGUCGACGACAAGGGUGUUCCUAGAAUUGGCAAGAAAUUACUUAUUCGGGGGGAGAAAUCCUUCUUUCUAAUGCCUGGCGAACGCUUGGAUGCAGGGAUAGAAAAAGUGUACGUGCUUGGAGAGACAGAAGGCAUCAUUCUUCGUGCAAUGGAGUCCUUCCAAGAUGGCGACGUUGUAAGUCCUUUAGCUACUGAUUUAUGAGUUCCCUAAACUUUAGAUUCCACACUUAUUUUGAGUCCAGGCUAUUGUUCAUGAUACAGUUUAACUAAAAGCACUGUCGGUUAUGUUUACGUCCCGUAACAUGUCGUUAAAAACAUGCGUAGUUCCUGGAUGUCAGGCAGUUGUUGCGCACCCUUGACCGCGAAACGCGACAGUUUGAACUUUAGAUUCAAUCAAACGCAGUGUAACACAAGACAAAUCUUGGAAUUUGUUAACGAAUAAGGAUGGAUAUUUAAAUGUCGCUUACUGGCAUAAAAAUGAAAAUGUUAUCUCGACUCCAUCAUGUCUAAAAAAUAAGUAGAUGCUUUCGGGAUUCGAGCUGUCGUUUUUUCUGCAACUUUCAUAUAUCAGGGCCAGAUCGGCUACAAAUUCUUUUUGGGAAAGGAAGUUACCCAAGCCUGAACUAAUUUUCCUUUCUGUUUGCUUUGUUUGUAACAUAGGCCCGAACGGCGGGCGAAGAGUGGAUGCUCACCGGGCCCCUGGAGUAUGUACCGCCGAUCGAGGUGGAGGUAGUCACCGUCCGGAAGGCCAUACCUCUCAAUGAGAAUGAGGGCAUAUACGUGCGAGACAGGUUGACUGGUCAAGUUCGCGCAGUCACUGGCGCCACCUACAUGCUUAACCAGAAUGAGGAACUUUGGCAUAAGAAACUUCCCCCCGCAGUGGAGCAGAUACUUGUGUCACAAAGGGAUCCCCUGGGUGAAAGAGGCGAAUAUCUAAAGAAGAGUGAGCAAGGAGAGGGCAACUGGGAUUCUACGCGGGUAUGUUUUUAUUUAUGUCUGGCCACAGAUGCAGCACGAAAAACUUCUGUGCAUCUCUAUUUCUGAUUUUGUUUCUGCUAAUAAUCACUGGGAUUGUGGGCUGAGGAUUGCCUAGAUUGGUUCAUAGAAAAAUUACUCGGUCCCAUUUUCUGAUUUGUGUGUUCGCUCUGUCUAUGUGAGUUGCCUUAUGCCAUAUGCAUAAUCAUUUCGUUAUCUUCGUCUAUUACGACGAGUGAAAUACCAUUACGGCGUAAAAGUGAACUGGCUAUAAGUAAUUUGUGAUUAGCCAGCUUUUCCUCCCAACCACAUCUGCCAAAAUAUUGGGAUUUGGCCUUUAUCUCUCUACCUCUCUGGGUGCUCAGGUACUCUAGUGUGUUUUCGCUGAUUGCUGGCUGCUUUUCUGCCCGGAACUCGCGGAGGCCUUCUGUACGGCUAGUACGCUUAGGGGGAUCUUCAGUGAUCCUUUCUGGUUCCCCCAACCUACUCUGACUCCACAAGGGCUUCAGACUCAGGAUUGCACUUGGGCUUGCCUCGCCGCCUGGUUAUCUGUAUGUCUUUCUUUUCUCAAUCUUACCCUAAGGUGGUAACAUAUCGCGUGCCACACAACGCCGCCGUCCAGGUCUAUGACUACAAGUCGAAGACUUCGCGUGUGGUUUUUGGCCCCGACCUGGUCAUGCUGGGACCAGACGAGCAAUUCACCCUCCUUAGCCUCAGUGGUGGCAAGCCAAAACGUACAAACAUGAUAAAAACGAUUUGCCUCCUCCUGGGUCCCGACUUCUGCACUGACGUCCUGGUUGUGGAAACUGCGGACCACGCCCGUCUCUCAAUUCAGCUGUCUUACAACUGGCAUUUCGAAAUCUCGCCCAACCCGACACAGGAGAUGGCGGCCAAACUGUUUGCCCAACCCGAUUUCGUGGGUGAUUUCUGCAAAGCCAUUGCGGCCCGUGUACGUGGGCUGGUAGCCUCGGUUAAUUUUGACGCAUUCCACAAGGUAAGCCCAGUAUGUUGCCCUCCGAGACAUGCUUGAACUGUUGAGUUGACUGAGUGACGUGAUGAUCAUAUGCAUGUUGUUGCUGGUGCUGAUAGCUAUGAUAGCGGUGACGCUAAUUAUGAUGACCUAUGUUGGAGACUGUGCGUGUGGUUGCGAUCAUGUUGACGAAGAGGACUAUGGUGCUUAGGAUCAUGAUUCCCGACCCCAACUUUUUCCCACAGAACUCGGCCUUCCUCAUCAGACAGUCGGUCUUCGGUACUGGUGCCGAUGGCACCGUGGGAAAGCGACUUUUUUUCCCGCAAAACGGUCUUGUGGUUAGCAGCGUGGACGUGCAGGCCGUGGAGCCCGUAGAUCAGCGUACGCGCGAUGCACUGCAAAAGUCCGUUCAGUUAGCGAUUGAGAUAACCAGCAACUCCCAAGAGGCUGCAGCCAGGUAAGGCCACAGGCUCCCAUGUUUACCUUCUAUUCACACAUCGUCAAAUCCAUCGUCUCAGUUCUUCCAGGUUUUUGGCAGUGUGUCGUCCGGCUUUGCCCAAGUCAUAUAUUGGUUCACUGGAGGGUGUUGCUACUUACUUGGGAAUCGCAGGGCUGCUGCAUUUGGUUUAUGAACGUUUUAACUUUGUUUGGAGUCAUUGGGAUAGCCGGUAAGUCACUCAUUAACAGCACUUAUCAGUUCGAGAUAGGUUAUUUUCGCACAAAGUAAAAUUGCACUACUGAAGUGGGCCCUCGACACAAAGACUGCCUAGUCAACAACUAGGUCGCCUGAUCAUUCCGAGUUUAUACUAUCUUUGUUUCGGCUUAGGUACAACUAGCUCCUAACAUAAUUUUCGAGAAAGGGAUUUGUGCAAUACUGGCAAACGCAGGUAUUUUGUUUUUGUCGACUGUCUGUGAUUUAAUUUCCUGGAUUCGGAGGUUUCUGCCCCGGCUUUCAUGACAGAUGAUCUGACCUACUCAUGCUGCGUCAGAAAUUUCUAGGAGAUUUUGCUGAUUCCGAGGCAGUUGGGCGAAAUUUUCGUGGUGGUGUUUUAUUUCCUCCCCCCCCCCCGUGUCAAGGAACACUUCUAGCAACGCCAUCGUAAAAAAGUCGUUUCGGCAGAUACUCGACUUUUCUGCUCACGCGACAAUCCAAUUUGAACCUGCUUCAACGCUGAGAAUUUGCUGGGCGUGCUUGUCAGUUUUGGGGCCAACUAUUGCGGUAUUUUCUCUACUUUUUCUCAUCAGAUUCCUCCUAAGUCAGCUGAGGUUGUGUGCUAAAGCCAGUCUCGAUGACUGUGAAUGAGCUUAACUUAGCCGCAAAAGCGCAGUCUCUCUCUCUCUCUCUCUCUCUCUCUCUCGAGCUUUUCAUCGCUGUUGCUUAUUGCGUCUUGCGAAGACGGUCUUGUUGUAAAAAGUUCCGCUUCACUCAUAGGUCCAGUGAAGUUUGUUUUUCUCGAACAACCGACGUUGAAUCCCAUUAACGUUCGGUUCCAUCCAGCCACUAUGUCGACGUGCAAGUCGGACGACUUCCUAAGCGGGGGGUAUAUAUCGCGUCUCACAGCAUGCCUCGGUCGUUCUCAUUCUCAUCGUCCGCCUCCUCUCGAAGACGGUUGUUGCAGUUUGUUGUCUAGACCUGAGAAUAAGUGUUUUCCGGGACUUGCCUUCUUUAGAAAGACCACGUUCGUUAUUGUUUGAUUUUCUAUCCUUUAUACUCCCCGGUUUGAUCCAAAAUUUGUUUAGUGGUUCUUAGGUUGUCUCAUAUCCGUUUUUAUCAGCACGACCGCGCCAACCCUCUACCCUAAUAUUGCUUCAUAUAGUUGCCGCUAGUGAAGUAAGCGUGCAUGCGUCCAUGUUUUGUUCGCCCAGUGACGGAGAAAAUAGAUAAUUUUCUCCGCAGGUUUCCAGGUCAGCACCUACUCCCGUGCUGACGCAUAAAAGAAUUAUUCCUACUCGAACCUCAACCAGGCCCACGCGUGUGAGUACACGCCCGACUAAGAUGAGCUGGCGCGAGAUCAUGCUCCUGCGCUCCGCUACAAACUGUGGUACGCUAAGACGAGAUUUAACUUGUUCAGAUACCCUGAAACGCGCAAUCCGACUCAUACUCCCGUGCAUGUUGUUUACUUUGCCACAGCGCACACGCCUCAACUCACCUGCUGUGAGAAUUCGUCUUUGCGCUCUUCACUGGGCAUACCUAAAGUAAUGACGACGUAUACUAACCACUGAUACGCCUCUGCUAUUGCGAAUUGGAACCCUUAGUGGUUCUGUUGUAAACUGACUUUUUAGGUGAAUGUUCAUGGUAAGAGUUGUGUCCUUCCCCCACAGACUUCACGGCUUUUCAGUUGCUGGUGGUAUCGGUGUCAGCACUAAACCACUGGGUGUUGGGCGUUGUAGGCUCGGCGGUCUGCAGAGUUAUUAAUUAUUCUUCAGUGUGCACGAUGCUGAUAGUCUGUGUGCACGUGGUUUGCAAGGUGCACGCUUUUAGUUCAGGGACCUCCACUGUCUCAUUACUGCCAUUCUCCGUCCUCUCGUCCCCGCCCUUCCCAGAUUCGAGGUGUUUAGGGCCUUCGAUGCGAGUUGCCUCAUCGAAAUAAUUCGCCCUUCCCAUAUUCACUGCUCUUCAGGCAUGAGGCUGAACGACUGGAGCAAGAAGCCCGCGGUAAACUGGAGCGCCAGCGCAUUGAGGACGAGGCAGCAGCUGAACAGGCUCGACGCAGGCUGUUGGAGUUGCAGAUACAACUUACAGCCUUGGAAAGCAGUGGUCAGGCCAAAGCCGAAGCUCAAAGUCGGGUGGAAGCAACUCUCAUUAGCAGUCAGGCCGAAAUCCAAAAAGCUAAGCUAGAGGCUGAAGCGGAUAGAAUUAGGGCAGUAAGUAGUACCCACCCACCUACCCAUCCCUCCCCCAUCUUCCGCACGGUGUCCGACUUAGCUCAUGUUUGGUUGCCUAGGAAGCGGAAUUGGUGCGGCUGCGGGCAGCUCGUGAGGCAGAACUUGAGUACCUGCAGAAGAAGAAUCAACUGGAUCUUGAACGCAGGAGACAGGACGUAGAGAUUGAUACGGCCUACUUCCUCAAGCGUGUCGAAGUCUUGGGCGCAGGGAACCUGCGUCACAUAGCUUGCGCUUUGCCCGAACGUGAUGUACGCAUGCUGCGUGCUCUGAAUCUGAGGAGCACCCUCAUCACGGACGGUCGGUCCCCAGUCAAUCUUCUGGAUGCCACAAGUGGUUUGAUUGGACAGGCUGUGACCGCUGUUCAUUCUUCCCCGGUUGACGGGGAUGGGCCUACGUUAUUACCUGCCACUGCCGGAGAGAAUUAG